Acromyrmex echinatior (Panamanian leafcutter ant) is the source of this 1334-nucleotide messenger RNA. It is a transcript of the gene PIG-L, whose product is annotated as phosphatidylinositol glycan anchor biosynthesis class L. NCBI's taxonomy places the organism in Eukaryota, Metazoa, Arthropoda, Insecta, Hymenoptera, Formicidae. The record is from RefSeq and is a predicted model, not a curated record. Gene Ontology annotation, cellular component: endoplasmic reticulum. Gene Ontology annotation, molecular function: N-acetylglucosaminylphosphatidylinositol deacetylase activity.
UUUGAUUCUAUUUCUCUAUCUCUCCUCUUAAAUAUCUCUCUAAAUUCCUCCUAAUUCCUCCUUACUCCUCGUGUCGUCCGUAAAAUGCCAAAAACGGCGACUGCUCAGACCACUUGACUGGCGCGACCUAACCUCAAAUUCAACUAUACUCUGACUACUCCGUACCGCAGUGACGAUUGACGUGACGAGAACAUUCAUUAUGUUCAUUACGUUCUCUUCUUGUGAGCGAUAAUUCGCAUUAUGGCAUCGCGAUAGCUCGCGAACGUUACGCGUGUUGUGCACGUGGAUAUCAUCAUCCCUGAGAUGAUAGCCGACCUGGAGUACGUACGGCUGUAUUUCAGCCUACAGCUCAACGAGGCAGUCUGCUGGUGGUGUUAUUACAUCCGCGAGAUUUCAUGGCAGCUGUUGAUCGCUUUGCUGGCAUAUCUUUGUGUCUGUGUCUUCCUUUAUGCAAUCCUGAAACGGGUGGGUCAUACUGCCUGGCAACUACCAGGUCCACCUGGCAGGCUUCUUCUGGUCACCGCUCAUCCAGAUGACGAGGUGAUGUUCUUUGGACCACUGGUCUACUGGCUAACCCGUUCCAAAGCCAGCGAGAUCUACCUGCUGUGUUUAUCCAUGGGUGGAGACAGAAGGAGGAUAGACGAGCUGUGGGAGUGUACUAAGGUGUUGGGAAUUCCAGAAGCCAAUGUGACGAUUAUUAUGAGUGGCGAGCUACCAGAUGAUCAAGGCGUACAGUGGCCAACAGACACAGUUGCAGAGAGCAUCUUGCAAUACAUAGAAAUGUAUAAAAUCAAUGCCGUCGUGACAUUUGAUAAAUACGGAGUGAGCCGGCAUAAAAAUCAUAUCUCCUUGUAUUUUGCGAUCGCCGCAUUAUGCAUAGAGAAAAAAGUACCUCCUUAUUGUAAGCUGUAUGUGUUAGAGUCCGUUAAUAUAAUUAGGAAGUACAUUCAACUCUUAGAUUUGCCCGUCAGUCUACUCUCAGCCUCAUAUUGGUAUCUAGUAACAUACGAACAAAAGCGAACAAUCAAAAGUGCUAUGGCUGCACACAAGUCUCAGUACGUCUGGUUUCGAAAGUUGUACAUGAUCUUUUCGCGGUACACAUUCAUCAAUACUCUCCAAGAAGUUAGUGCCCUUGAUCUGGAGCUGGACCUCCAGUUCGACGAGGACUGAACAUUACGCGACGAACGAAGAAUUGUACAAAAUAUGUAAUUAACGAUUAUUGUGUACAUAAUUUGUCUACUGUAUUAAAUUACAUAAAAACUACAUACCAAAUCUAUGAAAACUAACUAAUUAAUAUGAAAACUUUGAAAUAUAUGCAGAGACAUACUUUAUAA